Messenger RNA from Tachyglossus aculeatus (Australian echidna), 1967 nucleotides. RefSeq lists its product as uncharacterized. NCBI's taxonomy places the organism in Eukaryota, Metazoa, Chordata, Mammalia, Monotremata, Tachyglossidae. Bases 160 to 969 code for a protein of 269 amino acids. Gene Ontology annotation, molecular function: zinc ion binding. The transcript is spliced from 4 exons. The record is from RefSeq and is a predicted model, not a curated record.
AGGCUCAGGAACCCGCCCUGGGUGGGGAGGGGGCAGAGGGAUCAAGAUCAAAACUGAAGCCACCACAGCUGCGUUGGAGACAGAGCUCCGGGGAGCCACAGGAGGAAUCUCUGGCCACCCAGCCUCGUUCUUCUCCCGAAGACUAGGCCGGCACCCCGCAUGAUGAGCAGACCACCGCUCUAUUCCGAACCCAGUCCGGUAUUCGUGGCCGGGAAGGAUGAGAUCACAGGUGACGAAUACAAUGGUGUCCUCAGGGUGGAAAUGAGUUGUGGACAUGCCGUGGACCCUGGAAGUUUAACAAGCUGGUGCAGGAGUCUAUUAGAUCAGGGCUACACCACGUUUCACUGCCCGGCCGUCGAAGGUGUAACGAAAUGUGGAGCUCAGUGGCCUUAUACAGAAGUUCGCCGUCACGCUUCACUGAAUGAGGAAGAACAGCACAACUUUGAGCAAAAACUUGCCAUCACUGCUGCUCAGAAGUACUGUGAUUUCAAACAGUGCCCCGGCUGCAAGAGCUUAGUGGAACGGAAAGACUUGACUAACCUGAGAGUACUGUGUACCAUCUGCCAAGUGAGGCGGGGGAAGACGUUUGAGUUCUGCUGGCAGUGCCUGAAGCCGUGGACAGGAGCGGGGACUCCGUCCGACAAGUGCGCCGAUCCGGGAUGCCGGAACGUAAAGGUGGACACCUUAGCUAAUUGUUCCCUGAAGGAUCUGCCGGGAAGUGAGAUCAAAAACUGCCCGUCCAUCCGGGCCUGUCCGACGUGCGGGCAGCUCAUCGAGCAUUUGGAAAAGUGCAAGUACGUCCUAUGCAGUCAGUGUCAGGUCGAAUUUUGCUUUGCUUGUCUCGAUUUGGCUCCCGCUUGCCGAGCCAGCAAAGCCGGAGCCUGGUUUAAAUACUGCGCUAAACCACUGGCUCCUCGGCAAACGAAAAUUCCCGUGUGGAGCCAAAGGAAUCGGCAGAAAUCCCCGUAACUGACUUGGAGCCCAAGUCCCAGAGAUUAGAAAUCCAGCAGGCAGUAAGGAUAGGACAGGUAGAAGCUUGACUUUAGGCAACCCGAGCAGUCAUUUGGAAAGUGUAGUAUGGUGCUCUGCUAAUAGUGUGCGCUCGAGAAAUACAACUGAUUGAUUGAACUUGCAUGACGCCUCCAUCUUUCUGCUAAAUAUCACAAUACUUAUAGCUUCAUUAUCCUUAGGUGAUAAUCAAUGGCAAUUACAGUGUGCCGAGCACUGUUCUAAGCUCUUGGGAGAGUACAGUAAAUCAGAGAGGGUAGACGAUUACGACAAAUUUACAGUCUAGGUAGCACUAGACAGGAGAUUCUCGUGACAGAGGCUGCCCUGGGAGAUAACCAGAUGACACAUGGGAAAGCCCGUAAGGGAUAGAUAAUUCAGGUGAUGGUUGAUAGGUGAUCCUUGUUCAUCUUAGCUAUGGAGAGGUAGGUAGAUGAGUGAAAAUUAAGAGAGAUGGAUGAAAAUUCCUUUAGAAACUGACUUCUUAAAAAUCCACCCCGUGAUCUGAAGUAUCCAGAACUAUUUAAACAGAGCAAAUCAGUCAGAUAAUUGCUCAUUUCCUCACUUCUCCCCCAAUAGAUAGUAAGCUCCCAUAGAGCAGAAGUCGUGUCUACUUAUUCUUUAAUAUUCUCCCAAGUGAUCGAUACAGCUUUCGGCAGAGGAUAAAUGAUCUAUAAAUAUUUUUGAUUGAUUGAUUGAUCAUUUCUACCAACUCCAUUGUAUGGUACUCUCCCAAGUACAAAGUCCAGUCCUCUAGACUGUAAGUUCAUUGUCGGGCAGGGAACAUGUUUACCAACUCUGUUUUAUUGUACUCUUCCAUGCACUUUGCACACAGUCUAAAUAAAUGCGACAUUGAUUCUCUACACCAUUUUGCGCUUAAUAAAUACCACUGAUUAAUUGUGUAUUCCCAGCGUGGAGUUCAAGCAAACCAAUAAAGCUAUUGGGGUGAAAAAAGUCCCAGA